Molecule: messenger RNA, 480 nt
Organism: Cladocopium goreaui
Lineage: Eukaryota; Dinophyceae; Suessiales; Symbiodiniaceae
Source: the annotation of a GenBank genome assembly
AUGUCGGACAGCCCACCAGCUCUAGCGUCCUCACCAGCAUCUCCUGUGGCCGAUUCCAGCGAGUGGAUGCACGUUGGGCCAGAGAUGGGGGAGGCGGAGUAUGUUGUUGCCUUACAGAAGUUGGGCAUUCAAAUGGCUGCCAGCAUCCCACAGAAGCUCCAGGAACGGGCUGAUGCCUUGAAUGAGAUCAAACCAGAACCUGUGGAUGUGGAGCCAGCUCAUGGCUCCAAGUCCAAGAAGCGUAAGUCCAAGUCCAAGUCCAAGUCCAAAUCCCGUACCAAGCGAGCUAAGGGGGGUCAUGAUACUUCUACAGAAGCUAGAGCUGGUUCUGUGGAUAGAGAACAGGUGCUGCAAUCGUUUGAUCAAAAGUACCAGGAUGUGAUCAAAAGUCUCCCACAUGUUCUGUGGCCAACGUCUACGAAGCAUGGUGAACACAGCUACACGGCGACCCUUAUCUUCCAACCCAAGAAUACUUUAUGA